UCCGUAGCCAUUUCGGCUCAAGUCGUGGCACACGAUGGUUUUGCUGAAGCAUAGGAGCUCAACUGUUUCUCUUCACGGUCCGAAGCGCACCCGGCAGGAUGGGGCACCAUCCCUCGAAGCACGAGCAGGUGCAGUUGGUAGUGCAGUACGCGCCGCCCUCGGAAAAAGUCGAUGAAGAGGAAAAGUCAAUCGAGGCAGAGAAGAGGCAGUUUCAGAAGGUUCUGAAAUGGAGUGAGAAGACCAACAAGCGGAUGCUGGAUCAAAAGUCUUGGCAAACGGAGAUCUGCCAGAACCUUCCAGACAAGAUCUGCCGUUGCAACAUCUCGUGGCAGGCCAAGGAGCGUUUCGUGGAGUUCCUUCCGUGGAUGAUCUUCUUCACCGUAUCAGCAGUGAUCGGGCUCUGCAUCUGUGCCCGCGCGGUUUUGGUAAGCCAUAUGUCCAAUACCACGCCGAUGAGCAACGCCAUAUCUGGGCCCUAUCGGUUGGCAAUCAUGUGGGUUCUCCUCCUGCUAGAUGCCAUGCUCAUGCUCAGCCUCAUGGGGACCUGGAAGCUGUUUCAGACACUCAUGGCGGAUCUGAAAGACCUCGAGGAGAAGGUUCCGGACGCCAUCCUCAAGUUCAGGAACGAGGUGUCGAAUCUCAACAAGGCGAGCCAGAAGGAUUUUCUCAUUGCGGCGAGGUUUCUGACGAACCUAUUCAAUCGCUUGGUGCAUGUUGAAAGCAAGAUCAACGAGACAAUGACAACCGUGAACUCGAACAUGAAUUCGAAAGCGGCGCGCUGCUUUUGUGGUUCGCUGGUAAGAAAAUGGGACAGUGCGGACGACGCUUUUGUGGGGAAAGCGCAGCCAAUAUUUUCGAAAGUAUUCACGGACAUUGAGCUGGCGGAGCACGUCAUCGACGCGGAGGAGGACCUCCUCGGGAAGGUGUUGACUUACGAGGAGAAGACCAUCAUCCCCAUGGAAAAGCUUGUUGCCCUUCACGUGAUAAGCGUCAUUGAGAAGGAUGCGUAUCUCGCCUUUCGCAUCAUCAUCGCAUGUUGGUCGAUUCUCGUCUUCUGGACGACUGCCCACAUCCUCAAUGUCGAGUUCCGCGGCUGAGGGGAGACGGCCGGUGGUCGGCCACCAUUUGCCUCUUGCAGGGCCUCUUUCACCGGUGUUGAUUCCAGUGGCCCGAUUCACUGCUGCAUGUGCCGGCAUUUUCACUGCUGCAGCUGCGGCAGUUCCGGCCACGUUCGCAGGACAGCUUCUCGGGGAACACCCGAGAAGCUGGAUGAUACAGUGCCGUACGGUACGUGAGGCAUAUCACGGCGCUCAGACUUGCAGCGUAGGACUGACAGACAGAGAGUGCCACUCGUCCUGCGCCGCUCCUCCUGGGUCGGGAGGGGGAGCUAAGACGCGCAGACGCAGAUCGUCGUCGAUUCCCAAAAACAGAGA
Messenger RNA from Prorocentrum cordatum, 1433 nucleotides. NCBI's taxonomy places the organism in Eukaryota, Dinophyceae, Prorocentrales, Prorocentraceae. The record is from the annotation of a GenBank genome assembly.